This is a messenger RNA of Cryptococcus wingfieldii CBS 7118, 348 nucleotides long. RefSeq lists its product as hypothetical. Lineage: Eukaryota; Fungi; Basidiomycota; Tremellomycetes; Tremellales; Cryptococcaceae. The record is from RefSeq and is a predicted model, not a curated record. The coding region runs from base 1 to 348 and encodes 115 amino acids. The transcript has a single exon.
AUGUCCUUGGGCUCUUUUGAUGACUUGGUGAAGAAUAUCCGCCGCGGGGAUGACCCCCCAAUUAAACACAUCGCACUCGCUAUGAGGUUCUACUAUACCGGCAACGACCUGGAAGAGACAGCCCUUGACUCUUAUCUGAAAGAUGCCCUCACCCCUUCAGCGUACGGCAUCGCAGUCCCGCUGGGAUUGUCUGAAGCAAGACGGACGAGAAGCAGGGGCAUCAGAGACAAGCGCCGGCACCGCGAGACAGGUCGUAAAGAUCCCACACCCUGUUAUUCUAGGCGGAACGACUCUUCCUGCUCGCCCGUAUGGAGCUCCGUUCUCUCCAAUGCUGCUCAAUCCUCCUAA